UCCAAUCCAUAAUCUCCCACACUUCACAAAUCCCCACCAAUCGAACACACACUCCUCCCGGCUCCCUCCAAUGGCGCUCCUCACCGUCCAGGGCAUGGCCAUGUCCACGGCCGCCUUCGCCUCCCACCACCACGGCGCCGUAUCCUCCUCCUCCUUCGGGCUCUCAGCCGCCGUAUCUUUCUCCCGCUCCCGCACCAACCUCGCCGUCACCGCCGUCUCGGCUCCUCUCACAUCAGUUCUUGAUGUCUACUGUGGAAGAGGGGACAGAAAGACAAAGAGAGGCAAAAGGUUCAGCCACUCAUAUGGGAAUGCACGGCCCCGUAACAAGAACAAGGGAACAGGCCCAGCACGGCUUUACGCCCCUCCAGCGCCUCCUAGGAAGGAUCAGUUUGAGGACGGGGAGAUCAUCGCAAUUGAGAUUGAUGAUGACAUCAUGGAAAGGAUGGAUUAGGAUGUCUGAAUUUUCCCUUAUUUCAUGAUUUCUGAAAUACAAUGCCCUGGGAGUAAUUAUUUUGCCAUUAUCCUAUGUGAAGUGCAAUUUCUUAGAAGUAAUUAUUUGGUCUUUCGGGACAAAACACAGAUGCCUAUGUGCUUUCGAUUGCUUAGGCUGUAUCACUGUAUGCAUAGGGAACCUGGCACCUAUGUUGUCUAGCUCUACCGAUGAGCCGGCCAGUGCUUCUAAAAUAUGUCUGUUUUUUCUCACCUUCUCUGUUACAUUCCGUGUGACUCCUGAAUUAAGUUUUAGUUAUUCCA
This is a messenger RNA of Triticum dicoccoides, 753 nucleotides long. Its product is annotated as 30S ribosomal protein S31, chloroplastic-like. The coding region runs from base 71 to 451 and encodes 126 amino acids. NCBI's taxonomy places the organism in Eukaryota, Viridiplantae, Streptophyta, Magnoliopsida, Poales, Poaceae. The record is from RefSeq and is a predicted model, not a curated record. Gene Ontology annotation, cellular component: plastid; ribosome. Gene Ontology annotation, biological process: plastid translation. The transcript is spliced from 3 exons.